UCUCUCUCUCUCUCUCCUCUUCUCUCUCUGCAAAACCCUCAUUGCGUAGUCUGCAAUCGGCCUCGGAAUGGCGAACAGUAACCUUCCCCGAAGAAUCAUCAAGGAAACUCAAAGGCUCCUCAGUGAACCCGCUCCCGGAAUUAGUGCUUCGCCGUCGGAGGAUAAUAUGCGGUAUUUCAAUGUGAUGAUCCUUGGCCCAACUCAGUCUCCAUAUGAAGGUGGAGUUUUCAAGUUGGAACUAUUUUUACCAGAAGAAUAUCCAAUGGCUGCACCAAAGGUUCGGUUUCUCACCAAAAUUUAUCAUCCUAACAUUGACAAGCUGGGAAGGAUAUGCCUUGACAUUUUAAAAGACAAGUGGAGUCCUGCUUUACAGAUACGAACUGUUCUUCUAAGUAUUCAAGCACUUUUGAGUGCUCCAAAUCCCGAUGAUCCGCUCUCUGAGAACAUUGCUAAGCAUUGGAAAUCGAAUGAAGCAGAAGCUGUUGAAACAGCCAAGGAAUGGACCCGUUUAUAUGCAAGUGGUGUGUGAUGACAUGGUGGAAGUUUUCCUUCCCAGAAAUAACCUUAUUGCGAUGUAUGCUAUUCAAUGUCAUUGAAGAAUUGAUGUUUCAAAUAUUCUAAAAUUCUCAAGCAAUUACAGGCUGAUUAAGUGUUUUCAUUUUAUAGUUCUGUUGGCUCUGAACUUGUAAGAUCAUCCAAGGUACUUAAAUCUCCCCAUCUCAAAUGGUUACUGGGGACUUUUGUAGUCAUUCAAAGUAUGGAUCAAGUAAACAUUGUGAAUAAUCGUCGGCUAAUUUUCUUUUCUUUUGACUCUUAAAUGUAAGUGUUUUGAACAUUCUAA
Molecule: messenger RNA, 841 nt
Organism: Argentina anserina (silverweed cinquefoil)
Lineage: Eukaryota; Viridiplantae; Streptophyta; Magnoliopsida; Rosales; Rosaceae
Product: ubiquitin-conjugating enzyme E2 35
Exons: 8
Coding region: 68-529 (153 amino acids)
Biological process (GO): DNA damage tolerance; protein K63-linked ubiquitination
Cellular component (GO): nucleus
Molecular function (GO): ubiquitin conjugating enzyme activity
Source: RefSeq, a predicted model, not a curated record